This is a messenger RNA of Anoplophora glabripennis (Asian longhorned beetle), 718 nucleotides long. RefSeq names its product pupal cuticle protein 20-like. The coding region runs from base 14 to 718 and encodes 234 amino acids. The record is from RefSeq and is a predicted model, not a curated record. Gene Ontology annotation, cellular component: chitin-based extracellular matrix. Gene Ontology annotation, molecular function: structural constituent of chitin-based larval cuticle. The transcript is spliced from 3 exons. NCBI's taxonomy places the organism in Eukaryota, Metazoa, Arthropoda, Insecta, Coleoptera, Cerambycidae.
CAACGAUCUCAAUAUGAAACUGUUCAUUACUGUACUCCUUGUAGCUGCAGCUUCAGCAGGACACCUGGGGAACAACUACUUGCCACCAAGCAACGCCAAACUCGCAGGGGGAAGCGCAAGUAUCUUGGCUGCACCUUCAGUUGGUCUAAGCACGCCUGCUGCCAUCUCGACUGUCUACGCAACACCAGCUAGUGCUCUUGCUCCAGCAAUUGCUACUUCUGGAUUGGUCGCUAGUCCCGCUCCAAUCGUAUCAUAUGGGGUUCCAGUAGCUGCAGUGAAGACGUACUUAGCCCCAGUCACCCCUCCGGUGCCAAUAGUCAAGCUUAACAGCGACAGUAAUGGGGAUGGAAGUUACAGAUACGACUAUGAAACCGCCAACCACAUCGCAGCCCAAGAGUCAGGCCACUUGACACCUGCAGGUUCCAGCGAAGUUCACGGCGCCUUCUCCUACUUGGCGCCCAACGGACAAACCGUCUCCGUCAGCUACGUGGCUGACGAGAACGGCUUCAGGCCUGAAGGUUCUCACCUCCCCACCUCUCCUCCAAUUCCCGAAGCUAUUCUGAAGAGUCUGGAGAUCAACGCCGCUGAAGAAGCUAGGGCUGCGGCAAGCCACAGCCAGUACAGCGCAGCUAGUGUAGAGAUACCUGCUGCGCCUGUAGCUAGUAAUCAGUAUUUACCACCUACAGCUGCUGUCCAACAAGGCGGUUAUAAGUACUAG